Molecule: messenger RNA, 3131 nt
Organism: Corticium candelabrum
Lineage: Eukaryota; Metazoa; Porifera; Homoscleromorpha; Homosclerophorida; Plakinidae
Exons: 28
Coding region: 17-2872 (951 amino acids)
Molecular function (GO): protein binding
Source: RefSeq, a predicted model, not a curated record
AUGGCUAAACGUCUGCAUGCUCGUUUCUCGUUGUUCGAGAAGGAUGCGCUUGACAAAUCAGCUGUUGAGGUCGUCGUGCAGCCGCCCUCCAACUGAAGUCGUUUUUCUAGACCUUUCAGGCAAAGAUUUAGUCGCUCUUGACUCAAAACUUUCGCAAUGCUCCAAAUUGUCUACCCUUCUUCUCAAGAACAACCAGCUGGCGUCGACCGACGGUCUCGAUUCGUGCACGGAGCUUUGGCGACUCGAUCUAGCUUGUAACACUGUUAAGUGUUUGGAUGGUUUGGCACGCUUUGUUGCUCUCGGAAUACUCGAGUUGUCUUGCAACAAUUUGGAUUGGCUGGAAUUGAGAAAGAUCAGACACAUGCAUAUCAUUAGUCUUCACUUGCAAGGAAACCCUAAGCUAGACAAAGACCCUCACUACCGAUUUCAUGUUAUUGACAUAUUUCCACAUCUGUGGAUGUUGGACGGAUCACUGAUAACAGCAUCUGAGAGACGGAGAGUUGAUCGAUUUUUUAGAGAUACUUUGAACAGCAGUCGGCCAGUGCAUCACAAGUUGGGCGAUCAAUUAUUUACUCCCACGUCUAUGAAGAACCUUGCAGUUAAUGGUGUUUUUGGAGAGAAGACAACUCAUAUGAUGACUCGAUUUCCACAAAAUGCUGUUCACAACAGAGACAUUGACCUGAGACGUCUUCUAUACAUGGGCUAUAGCCUCCAACAGGAGAUGAUACUGGAAGCACAGCACGCACAAUUGUUGGGUAAAGAUGUGACUGCGCCUCCUUCAUUUGAAAUGAUGUUGGAAACAAGAAACAACGGACACGCAGAGCAAUGCAACAUGCUGUUGUUGCUUCUUGUGGCCUCUGUGAUUUAUGCAUUGCCUGUUGAUCUUCUUGAAGAAACUCUGGAAGUGGCCAGAUUGAUGCAAAUUGGGCCAGUUGAAUGUUCUCAAUUUCUCAGUCUCUCACCAACUAAUUGUUGCAAGGCGGCUUCUCUACUUCUAGCUGCAGUUUCAAUUGACAAAGAUGCUGGCAAGAAUGGUGGGGUCUAUACUGGACUGUACUAUGCUCUUGUUCAAGCUAUUUCAAUUAUGAAAAGAUUACUUCCUAAAAUUGUUGAAAAGAACUCAAUACCGAGUAAAGAAAUCAAUAAGAACAUGUCACCUGAAGCCCAGUGUAUUCUGGCAUCCGAGAUCACACAACUGCUAUGCCUUGUUCCCUCUUUCUACACGUCUGCAGACAGACAACCAGGCAUCAUGAACCUUUUGUAUGCUGCUACUCAAGAUGCAGAUAUUCCGACCAAAAUUCACUCUAUUAUGUGGAGAGAUGGGGUUGAAUUGGCAGUCAUACAACACCAAAUUGCAACCUUGCUAAUGCAGGAGAUGAAAGACAGUGCUGCAUUAUUUGGGUCAAUCAAGCGCCAGCGUGGAAUUGUUUCUUCAAGACGGAGACCUUUCUCGUCUUCAGAUAUUCCAUUGAACACAAGUACUGGAAGAAACACGUCUCUUGUUCGUGGUAGCAUGAGUGCCAUACAGACACAUAACAGGAGCAGACGAAUGAUGUCUCGUUCGCCAGCUCUUGGAGAUCAUGUGCUGCUGAGUAAGGAGAAACUCGGGCGUGUUGUUGCUCUACCUGAUGCCAAAGUUGCUGUCGUACAGCGACUGAGUGGAGCUACUUCUCCUGCAGCUUCAUUAGGUGAUCAAGAUAGUUUCUUGUAUAUUAAUGUUCAAAAGCUGAUCUGGGAGGGAGCAGGUUUUUGGAGACCGACUAGCCAAUCUACCAUACUCAAUUCACCAAAACAGGCUUGGGAAUCACAAACACUGCUCUUCACACAGUCUCAGUUGUCGGGUGCUCUUUCUUCCUCUGCUAUGUCCACUGUUAGCCCAACCAAGCCUGCCGAAAAUGCUUUACUAGAUCCGUGUCCGCCACCAUCUUCUCCAACUGGAAGCACUGCAGCUAUUAAUGAAAAUGCAGCAGAUGUAGGCGCUCUUUCAACAGCACAGUCUAGGCAAACUAUCCAGGUUGAUCUGCAAAGUGCACUUGAUCUGGAUAAAACUGAAAGUGUUGCUCUCCUCAGUGCCGGCCCUUCGGUGGCUGAUAUUGGUGGUCUCGAAAAGAAUGUUACUUCAACUAAAGUUGAAUCUUCUGAAACAACUGAUGAAUCAAAACAUGCACAUUUAGAGAUUGACGAGUCAACUGUAGAAGAUGCAGCUGCUCAGACUGUUGAUGUCAAUAAAGAAGACUUUGCUAAUAAUGAAAAGGCCACUAAUGAAGUAGCUGAAGACGUGUCAUCAAAUGUUCCUGUUUCUGUUUCUUCGUUAUACGUUCCUACCCAGUCUGUUAUGCUUGAGACAGAUCAGUUUAGACAAGUGAUUACACCAGAACUUAGGCAUCGACUUGGCUCGCCAGUCAGUAAAGAAAUGUGUAAUGGUAAUGUUGUGUGGAUGGUUGGUGAGACAACGCAAAGACAUACAGCACCAUACAUUAUUAAGCAUAUGAUGUUUCGUUCUACUAAACUGCUGAGAAGAAGACAAACAGGACCAGAAGGUAGACUGUUUCCUGCAUCACAGCAAAGUCAUUGGGUAGAUACUGUGGCAAGGGGUUCUGUAGCUCAGCACUCUGGGAAAGGAUUUCAAGCAGCUGGGUUGGAUAGAGUAUGGUCAGUUGUGUCAUGCACUCCGCCUGGUUUGCAGGCAGUAGGAGAUGAAAUUCUUUCCAUGAAAAAGAUAGAUCCUGAUCCUUCAAGAUCAAAAAGACAAAUUGCAAUUGACUACAGCAACUUUCGAAGAACAAACAGUUACGUUAAAGGUCGUGCGACUUCUCCUCGAAAGCUGGGUACUCUUUCAACUGCAAUCUCAGGCAGACACGAUAGAUGGUGACUGUUACAGGUCGAUGUUGAUCGUUGCUUUGACUGCAUAGCACAUCGUCUUUUACUUUACAUCGAUUAUGCGCUGAAUGAAGAGAAUAUUUUGGUAAUUAUUUUUGUUUAGAUGAUUGAUGUGUGACAUGAGAGUACUUUGAUAGGUACAGCUCAGCUAUAUUUUGUAAACUGAUUUCUAUGCGUAAUUGAUAGCUACUGCUGCUUUACAGUUAAUUGUAUUACUAAUUAAUUAAGCAAUCUAGCGUUGUUCAUACAAA